AGAAGCGGAUCUUAAGGUUCUCUCGCUGCUGGGCAUUGCCCUGUGCUCGCUUCAAAUCGCAUUCUGCUGCUCGUUGCACUUAGGCCUUUUUUCCAUCUCUUUUUCUUGGCAGCCGGGGGGAUGAUUUACUUCUUCUUGCCUUAGUCAGCGAAUGGGCGAUUGAGGAAAGGUCAUUACUGAUGCCUUAGAAUAGAGCCCUAUAUCGCCAGGCAUCAAGCAGCUCUUAUCUUAUCGCAACGAGAACCUUCUCCAAUCGUAACGUCACCGACGCAAAUGUUCGUCGCGUACCGCCAACACCAACUCCCAGCGCAUCGCACCUUCAAUCCUUCCACCAAUUGACCGAAAAUAACCGAAAAUCAGACCCCGAAACUCCUGCGAAAUUCGAACGAAUCCCUUCUAUCGAAAUGUCGGAACCUCAGAAGCCUGCGACGGCCGCACCCGAAAAGGUCGACGAGACCUACACCGAGAGCAAGGCCAAAUUUGAAGGGAAGGCGAAGAGCGAGUACUUUGAUCCUUGUCAAGAGCUUGCGCAGAAGAGCAUCAAAUGCCUGCACCGGAAUGGGGGAGACAGGGCCAUGUGCGGAGAUUACUUUCAAGCAUACCGAGAUUGCAAGAAGGCUUGGUUUGACAAGCUCAAGGCAGACCGAAAGGCGCAGGGUGCUUGGUGGUGAUGUGAAUGGGUGUAUAUGACGUUCGCCAAUGCCGAUAUGAUACCGAGACGAUCCGAACCGAAUCUAGUCGACAAACUUCUUGCGGGCGCAAGAAGAUAUGACAUUGUAUAUUUUGUAAAACAACAUGCAUGCAUGGAAAGGAGUAUUCAUGUGUAUGGGUAAUUCGGUCAUGUUUCAAGAUAGAU
Molecule: messenger RNA, 856 nt
Organism: Colletotrichum scovillei
Lineage: Eukaryota; Fungi; Ascomycota; Sordariomycetes; Glomerellales; Glomerellaceae
Product: cytochrome c oxidase-assembly factor cox-23
Exons: 4
Coding region: 405-671 (88 amino acids)
Source: RefSeq, a predicted model, not a curated record